Messenger RNA from Emiliania huxleyi CCMP1516, 1431 nucleotides. RefSeq lists its product as hypothetical. Gene Ontology annotation, molecular function: nucleic acid binding. The coding region runs from base 1 to 1431 and encodes 476 amino acids. The record is from RefSeq and is a predicted model, not a curated record. The transcript is spliced from 6 exons. Lineage: Eukaryota; Haptophyta; Isochrysidales; Noelaerhabdaceae.
AUGUCGGAGCUUGCUGCCGCAAGCUCCAGCUCCAGCGCGGUCGUGCCAGCGCAAGCGGUGCCGACCAUCAAUCGGCCGCUGCCGCCCGUCCCUCCGGAGGCCAGAAGGCUCGUCGAAGGCAAGGAGCCGAUCUCCAUCUUGCUCUUUUACCAGUACGUCGAGCCGCCGUGGACCGACAAGGAGUGCUCCUCCGCGCUGAAGCACUUUCUGGCCUUGGGCAAGGAGCACUCGAUCUGCGGCCGCGGCCGCUGCGCCAAGGAGGGCCUCAACUGCACGCUCACCGGCAACGCCGCCGGCCUGCGCGCCUUUUGCGAGGCGCUGCGCGCAUGGAAGCCGGAGCUCUUCAACCAGACUGACUUCAAGUUCACAGACGGCCUGCCCGCGUCGCGCCGCUUCAAGGCGCUCACCGUCCGCAAGACGGACGAGCUCGUCGCGUACGGUCUCGCCGGCGAGCGCGCUCCGGCGCUCGCCGCGUCAUCCGCCAAGCACCCCGACGCGGUCGUGAUCGACGUGCGGAACGCGUACGAGUCGGCGAUAGGCCACUUUGCGCCUCCAGAGGGCGGGGCGACGCUGCUUGACCCAAAGAUGCGCAACAGCCGCGAGUUUCCAAAGUGGCUCGCGGACGAGAAGACCAAGGAGGCGCUCUCGGGCAAGAAGGUGCUCAUGUACUGCACCGGCGGCAUCCGGUGCGAGCGCGCCACCGCCCUGCUCGACGAGAUGGUCAAGGCGGACCCGACCUUCCGGAUCAGCGACAUCACGAUGGUGCGCGGCGGCGUAGAGCGGUACAUGCGCACCUUCCCCGAGGGCGGCUUCUGGAAGGGCAAGAACUACCUCUUCGACCGGCGGCUCGAACAGGUGCCGGAGGCAAAGUCGUCCGCGGCGCUGGAGGGCGACGUCGAGUCUUGGUGCGCCGUGUGCGCGGCGCCAUGGGCGGCGUACCGCGGGCAGUUCAAGUGCGCGGGGAGGCUGCCUCCGCCCGCCGGUGUGUGCGCAGUGCCGGUCAUCGUGUGCAACCGCUGCAGCGACGCCGCCACCGCCGACCCGGCCAGCCUGCGCUGCCCGCUCUGCCAGGAAGGCUACGUCGCCCCCCAGGCGAUGCCAGAGGUUGUGAUGGCCGACAAGCGCGCGCCCGACCAGCGCCUCGGCGGCGGGCGCGCCAAGAAGCAGAGACCGCUCGCCGAGCCGUCCUCGCGCGUCUUCGUCGGAUCGCUGCCGUUCGUCGUCGACGCGACCGCCAGCGGACUCUUCUACGGCUCCGCCUUUGUGCAGAUGGGUUCGGUCGAGGCGGCGACGACAGCCGUUGGCGCCGCGCGCGAGGGGCGCCUCCGGAUCGGCAAGCGGAAGCUGCGCCUCAAUUUUGCGCCGCUCAAGCCGGGGGAGGAGUGGCCCGCCGUCGGGUUCGUGCAGCGCGAGCGGCCGCUCUCCGGCUAG